UUCGCGGUGCAGACGGGUUCAUUUAGCGUUCGGACAAGCUAGCGUCGUUUUCGCACAAAAACACCGUGCUCCCCCUGUUGUGCGCUGUCUGGAGACACUUUCUGGUUCCGUUUCUUUCCGUUUUUCGUUACGUUGCUCACGAGCGCACAUUUCUUGCCGCGUGUGUUUGUGUGUGGGCGCGUGUGUCGUGCUGUGUGUGUGUGUUUAUGUGUAUGUGAAAACCACCGUGCAGGAAAGGCUUGCUGCUGCUGCUGUGAGCCGGAAACGACGGAGGAAAGCGUUUACCCAGGCGUGCCACGAAACGGUUGUCGGUACGAUCGAUAGUGUUAAAACAAAAUAUUGAAAGUAAAUAAGUGCUUAGUUACGAUACACCUUGCCGCUGCCCGGGGGUACCGAUGGUGGCAUAAUAUUUAUUGAAGAUUAAAGUGUACAAAAGUUCGCGCGUGAAAGGUGCGCAUCCAGCCGGUUAAGACACCCGUUGCGCUCCCGUAUCGUCUGCAGCGAAGGUCGAACCAGAAGCAGCAGUGCCGGUUUAAAGAAGAACUUCCGCCAUCCGUCGUUGCAGUUGCGCAUCCUUUCGCUUCACGCUCACGUUCACCAAAGCGGCGCAACACACGCAACCAUUACGGCCUCAAGAUGAAUGUCGAGAUAACGCCAAACUACUCGUACAUCUUCGACUUUGAGAAUGAGUUCAUCCAUCAGGACACGCGCGUCUGGAUGGUGAAGAACUGGACGUACGUGUUUUACUACUGCGGCAUCUAUAUGGCGGUAAUAUUUGGUGGCCAGUACUACAUGCAAAAUAGACCUAGAUUCGAACUGCGAGGGCUGCUAGCGAUAUGGAACACACUUCUGGCAAUGUUCAGCAUAAUGGGGGCCUGCCGGACAGCGCCCGAGCUGGUGCACGUUCUGCGACAUUACGGUCUUUUCCAUUCCGUUUGCGUUCCAAGCUUUAUUGAACACGACCGUGUCAGUGGUUUCUGGACAUGGUUGUUCGUGCUGUCAAAGCUACCGGAACUGGGCGACACGGUGUUCAUCGUGCUGCGGAAGCAACCGCUCAUCUUCCUGCACUGGUACCACCACAUCACGGUGCUGAUGUACUCGUGGUUCUCCUACACCGAGUAUACCGCCUCCGCCCGGUGGUUCAUCGUGAUGAACUACUGCGUCCAUUCGGUCAUGUACUCGUACUACGCGCUGCGUGCCCUCAACUUUAAGCCACCGCGCUCGAUCGCGAUGCUGAUCACGACGCUGCAGCUCACGCAGAUGGUGGUCGGCUGUGCGAUCAACAUCUGGGCGCACGGUUUCCUGCAGACGGCCGGCAAAAACUCGUGCAACAUCUCCGAGAUGAACAUCAAGCUGUCGAUCGCGAUGUACUUUAGCUACUUCGUGCUGUUUGCCCGCUUCUUCUACAAGACCUACCUCUCCACGAAUGCGCGCAAGGGCAAACGGCCGAUCCAGGUGACCGCUUCGUCGACCGCCACCAACGGCCAGUACGGUAUCGACAGCCGCAACCUGACCGGCAAAUCGGACGUCCAGUCGCUGCUGGCCGGGCAGACUAGCAACAAGAUUAAGGCACAGUAAGGCACACGCUUCCAAGCUCGGACCGACCAAGCCGUCUCCAAAACACUUCUGCUCCAUCGCAAGCGGUCAGGAGCCUCGUCUUCUUCUGUUAACUGCUCUUGCGGAGCCCGUAUGGAGCCGGGCGUUGUGGCAUCGCAAUACUUUAUAUUUCCCCUGCAUUCCGCUUCAAACUGGCAUUGACACGACGGUGGUGGUGAGGAUGCAAGACCGAUCUGGAGCACAAUUCCACUGGCACACGUGCGCGUGUGUCAAUACUCAGGUGACAGGACUCUUGCCACCGUGUUCCAGUUAGUAUAAUGAAGAACAAAAUGAAAACAACACAACCGUUUGGUGGUCGCAAAGCUGCCACCUACCGUUGUUGCUGCAGCUACUACAUGGCGUUUUAAUUUUCCACCCCUUGAACGCCUGAAACGUCUCAACACAACAUCAUCUCUUGCAAAGGCAGACAUACAACAGGACGGAGGGACAAAAAAGCACACAUAAAACGAUAAUGUUAAUUCCAAAAAAGUGUAAAACAUUACUUAUUGGAAGGAAAACAAAACGCAAUAGGAUAAAACUUUUAGCAUUCCUGGUAAACAAAAAAACGUUAAGAAGUGAAGGACGAAAGUGAACGAAAUUAGGUGCAAAUUUUAAAUGGAGGCGGUUUAGUUUAGUUUAGUUUGGUUUGUUCUUUUGCACACAGCAACACCAUAUGCACAUUGAUUACGCAAAGAAAAGGAGAAACACAAAAGUCAACGAUAGGAAGUAGCAAAAGCAAUACUUCUCGGCAAACAGAAUCCUUAAACAUAAAAACAACAUGUUAUAGAGCAGGGGCGGAAGAUCAGAAAACUGACGAUGAUUUAAGGACGAACCACUAUUACUACUACUGCUAAACACUUACGAAGGACGACGAUUUUUUUUCUUCUUCUUACUUAUUUGAAAGACAGAAACUGUAAGAAAGUAACUUGGCAAAAAACACUCGCGACGCGCGCACGAUCAAGUCGUGCACGGACGUGCUGUGUGGGUGGGUAAAUGUGGGAACAGGGGCAGUUGCAAAGCUAUUCGGGGUGGGCAGCUUGUCUUUAGGCUUUUAGCGUGUAUAUCUAACUGUGGUAGCUAACAGCUAUUCUUUUGUGUUUAUAUAAAUAUAUGUGUUUCCUGUUUUUUUUUCGUUUUUGUUCUUCUCUGUUGUAUUAUUUCCGGGAGGUAAUUGUAUGUAUUGGAUAAAUUGUAGAAGUUUAUGUAAAGUAAAUGCGCCGCGAGAAGUGAGUGAGAGAGUUGCGAUCAGUAAGAAGUAGUAGUAGUAGUAUGUUUUAGGAAAGAAGGUAUGCAAAGAUGUAACGUUUAAGUAGGGGAUUUGUUUUCUUUCCUGCCGCAGUCGGUGUCGGUGCCACACUCGGAAAGUAAGUGUAGUAGUACUAUCUUACGAUACAUAUAUAAAUAUGUAAGCACGCGACAAAAAGGAGGGUUAACAAACGUGACACAGAACAGGCUGCGGAUGCAACCGAACGAAUAAAGCAGACAGGACCGACCCUCUCUCUCCCCUCCCUUUGUUGUAGCGCGAACCAAGCGGGUGUUAUAGAGGGUAAAAUGUGAGCAAAAAACCUCCACAAAUCAGGAACGGUAGCAAAUUAGCAGGAAGGAUACGCAGGCUAAUGAUUAAGUUGUCGCACGGGUCGGGUGCACGUGUAUGCACACGUGUACACCGACACGAAAGUGACGAAUGAGCAAAGGAAGGAACAAGAAAGAGUAAAACCGACAAAGCAAAAGAAACGUAUAACAAACAAACAACAGAAACAAAACAUCUGCGCAAAGACUGUUUUCGACUUAUUUAUAAUAAAUAAUAAAACCACAAACAGCAAAAAGUAAAAACAAGAGAAAAAAAAGAAAACAAGUGAGUUAACUGAAAUGAACAGCAAGAAAUUG
Molecule: messenger RNA, 3483 nt
Organism: Anopheles moucheti
Lineage: Eukaryota; Metazoa; Arthropoda; Insecta; Diptera; Culicidae
Gene: Baldspot
Product: elongation of very long chain fatty acids protein 6
Exons: 4
Coding region: 637-1578 (313 amino acids)
Biological process (GO): fatty acid elongation, monounsaturated fatty acid; sphingolipid biosynthetic process; fatty acid elongation, saturated fatty acid
Cellular component (GO): endoplasmic reticulum membrane
Molecular function (GO): fatty acid elongase activity
Source: RefSeq, a predicted model, not a curated record